This is a messenger RNA of Paramuricea clavata, 678 nucleotides long. The record is from the annotation of a GenBank genome assembly. Lineage: Eukaryota; Metazoa; Cnidaria; Anthozoa; Malacalcyonacea; Plexauridae.
AUGACACUAGAACAAAUCGAGAAAACAUCCCUCGCCGAUCCUAUACUGCAACGCAUCCAUACCUGCAUUACAUCCGGAACAUGGCCAAAAGAACCAGAUCUCAGACCAUACAUGCAAGUUAACAGCGAACUGUAUGUCCAAAAUGGCAUCAUCCUUCGUGGAACACGAAUCGUCAUUCCGUUUGACUUACAGAAACCUACAUUAGAGCUCGCCCAUCAAGGUCAUCAGGGCAUCGUGAAAACGAAGCAACUUCUCCGCCAAAAAGUUUGUUGGCCAGGAAUAGACAAAGAUGUUGAUAAAAUGAUCAGUCAAUGCCUUCCCUGCCAGGCUCAAGGGCCAAAAACCAAUCCCGAACCUCUCCACAUGUCGACGAUGCCAACUAAACCCUGGCAUGCCCUCCAUAUUGACCUCUGUGGUCCUUUUCCCACCGGCGAAUCACUCCUAGUCUUAGUUGAUGCAUGUUCUCGUUGGCCCGCGGUCGAAAUAUUGAGUUCUACUACAGCCACUACCAUUAUCAAUCGUUUAGAGAACAUAUUUUCCCAGUUUGGUUACCCUGAAGAAAUGAUAUCAGACAACGGCCCUCAGUUUACUUCCCACGAGUUCAAAUCAUUCCUACACAGUUGUGGUAUUAAACACCGCCUUAUUACACCAUACUGGCCUGCUGCGAGCCACUGUUGA